This is a messenger RNA of Talaromyces atroroseus, 987 nucleotides long. RefSeq lists its product as hypothetical. The coding region runs from base 1 to 987 and encodes 328 amino acids. Lineage: Eukaryota; Fungi; Ascomycota; Eurotiomycetes; Eurotiales; Trichocomaceae. Gene Ontology annotation, cellular component: mRNA cleavage and polyadenylation specificity factor complex. The record is from RefSeq and is a predicted model, not a curated record. Gene Ontology annotation, molecular function: RNA binding. The transcript has 3 exons.
AUGGAGGAAGACGACGACGAUCUCUAUGACCCUGCGGACUCGUUCCCGCCCCAGCAAGAGCAGAGCAACUAUAACCAGACUACCGCAGAAGCAAACGGCGGGGACUCGUACGAGUUCGAAGAAGAGGAAGAAGACGAAGACGAUUUCAAUAUUAUCACCGAAGCUCCUGCAGACGCAGCUCCGAAUCUUGCACAUCCGCGACACGCCACAUUAAUAAACGAGUCUCAGCGAUCUGCCUCGGCCGAGAUAAAACCGUCUUCAACACCUUCGAUCCCUGUGAAAGCCGAGAGUGUGACUCCUGCGCCUGUUCAGGGUAGGCCCGUAGCGACACUCAAGUCUGGCACGGCGUAUCCGCCCGUACAUGUAUCAACGAUUGAUGUGAAUGCCAACCCAGUCCACCCAACGACCGGCAAACCCAUUACAUCCACAGACCUUGAUGCGGAUUUCCCGACAGAGGAGGACAAACCAUGGAGACUCCCGGGCACUGAUAUCACGGAUUUCUUCAACUACGGGUUUGACGAGUUCUCCUGGGCGAGUUACUGCCUCAAGCAGCAGGAACUGCGCAAAGACGUUACAGAUCAAAAGAAACAACUAGAAGAAAUGCAAACUUUUAUGUCUAUGGGAGGCAUGCCGGGGAUGCCAGGGGCUCCAACGCCGACGCCAGCUCCGCCAGCUCCAAGCGCCAGUGCUGGAGGUAUGCCGGCCAUGCCGGGGAUGCCGGGGAUGCCAGACAUGUCGCCGGAUAUGAUGCAGGGAAUGCUAGCCAAUAUGAUGGCGCAGGGUCUUGAUCCGUCGGCAAUGGAUCCGAUGGCGUUUAUGCAAAAUGUGCAGGCGAUGAUGGGAGGACAGCCUGGCGGUGGCCAGCAGAAUCAGGGAUAUCCAGCACAAGGCAGCCAGCAGCAGAUGGGCGGCUAUGGGGGCUACAAUCAGCAGGGAGGAGGGUAUGGCGGAGGCCGUGGACGGGGCGGAGGAGGUCGGAGAUGGUGA